This is a messenger RNA of Lepisosteus oculatus (spotted gar), 942 nucleotides long. The record is from RefSeq and is a predicted model, not a curated record. Lineage: Eukaryota; Metazoa; Chordata; Actinopteri; Semionotiformes; Lepisosteidae.
GUCGCAGUGUUGACCUUACUUGUUCCUCUUUUUAUUUCAGCUGAACAGCCUGUUUGCAGAGUGUUGGGAAGACCAGUUACACCGCAGUUUUACAGCAAGAGAGAUAUUAUGAUUGGGGGUGUAUUCGCACUCCACAUACGCACCAUGGAUCAAACAUUUUCAUUUACGAGUGAACCAGAGCCUCCAGACUGCAAAAGUUUCCACUUUGGAGAAUUUCAGUCAACACAAACAAUGAUCUUUGCCAUAGAAGAAAUAAAUAACAGAACAGAUCUUCUUCCAGGAAUUUACCUGGGUUAUAAGAUCUAUGAUUCCUGCUCCUUACCUCAUGCAUUAAGAGCCACCAUGGCUUUAAUUAAUGAAGUUGACGAAUCUCUCUCCGAGACACACUGCUCCAGCUUGCCUACAGUUCAGGCUAUAAUAGGAGAUUCAAGAUCUUCACACGCUGCAGCAAUCGCAGUGACUGUUGGAUCAUUCAACAUUCCCUUGAUGCUUGAAUAUCUGAAAGAAGGUAACUUCACAGUGAAGACAGGAGAGAAGGUCUUCUUUGAUGAUAAUGGAGAUCCAGUGGCAAGAUAUGAAUUAGUGAACUGGAAACUUCAAGAAGAAGGAACUCUGCGUUUUGUGGCAGUUGGUUACUACGAUGGUUCGCUGCCUAGGGAUCGACAGUUUAUCAUGAAUGAAGCAAACAUCGUCUGGGCAGGAGGUCAACGGGAGAAGCCUGAGUCAGUGUGCAGUGAGAGCUGUCUUCCAGGCACUCGAAAGGCAGUUCAGAGAGGAAGGCCUGUUUGUUGCUAUGACUGUAUACGGUGUGCUGAAGGAGAGAUCAGCAACACUACAGAUUCUAAUGAUUGUGUUGAUUUGUGUUAUUUGGCUGACAACAGCACCUCCUUUUCCAAACAAGAACAUGAAAUCCUAUGCAGACAGAAUUAUUCUGGAGUGUGA